This is a messenger RNA of Nerophis lumbriciformis (worm pipefish), 11904 nucleotides long. RefSeq names its product chromodomain helicase DNA binding protein 5 (gene chd5). The record is from RefSeq and is a predicted model, not a curated record. Gene Ontology annotation, biological process: chromatin remodeling. NCBI's taxonomy places the organism in Eukaryota, Metazoa, Chordata, Actinopteri, Syngnathiformes, Syngnathidae. Gene Ontology annotation, cellular component: chromatin; NuRD complex; nucleus. Gene Ontology annotation, molecular function: histone binding; DNA binding; chromatin binding.
CAGACAUCACCAAGCUUCCAACGUGCAGCAUCAGCAACAUUUUUCAUUUAUUUAUUUUUUUGUCUUUCUUUCCACAGGAUUGGUGAAGGAAGGAAGCUGCGGCUGCGGCGUGUGGAGGGUUAACUUUCACCAUUGUCAGCCCGAAAGGGGGGCUUUUUUUGGGGGGGUGGAGGAAGAGGAGGAGGAGGAGGAGGAGGGAGGCGAUGAGCUAAAAGAUGCCGGGGUCGCUGAGCAAUGAAGACGAGGCACAGGACGACAUGGACUUUGAAGACGAGAUGCCAGACGAGGAGGACGUGUGCGCCACGCUUCCUCUCGCCUCCAUCGGCAGCUUCUUCUCGGACGACGACUCCCUCAAACAGCAGAAGAAGAAGAAGAGCAAAAAGAUGAGAGAGGGAAAAGUGCCUAAAAUGAAAAAGCGGAAAAAGGAGGGCGCCAUCCCAGCCAGCGUGGACAGCGAGCAAGACCGGACGUCGGAGGUGGAGGAGGAGCGUGUCGCCGACAGAGGCUCCGAGAGCGAUAGCAGCAUGUUCAGCCCCACCAAGAAGAAGAAGAAGAAACCCAAGGAGAAGAAGGAGAGGAAGCCCAGGAAGAAGAAAAGAGACGAGGAAGACGAAGAAGAGGACGACGGGAGCAUGAAAGAGCCCAAAUCCUCCAGCCAGCUGAUGCAGGAGUGGGGCCUGGAGGACGUCCAGUACGGCUUCACUGAGGACGACUACAAGACCAUCACCAACUACAAGGCUUUCAGCCAGUUCCUCAGGCCUCUCAUAGCCAAGAAGAACCCCAAGAUCCCUAUGUCCAAGAUGAUGACAGUGCUGGGGGCCAAGUGGCGGGAGUUCAGCGCCAACAACCCUUUCAAGGGCGCCUCCGCAACCGCCGUGGCUGCCGCCGUGGCCGCCGCCGUGGAAACUGUUACUGUGGCUCCGCCGAACUCUGUCGGCCAGCUCGGCGCUCAGCCGGGGCCCGUCAAAAAAGCCAAAACCAAAGAGGGUAAAGGUCCUGGAGUUCGAAAGAGAAGCAAGACUGUGAAAGACGUGAAGAAGAAAGUGAAGCCCAAGAAGACCAAAUCCAAGUCGGGACAAAGUGGGAAGAAGAAGAAGGCGUCCUCGAGCGAGGAGGACUUCCUGGAGGAGUCCGACUUUGACGACAUCAGCAUCCUCAGUGCCUCCGUGCUUUGUGACACCUUGGGGGCCGCCGCUAAGAAAAAGGCCCGACGCGGGCGCAAAAAAAGAAAAAGGGAGGACGGUGACGGCUACGAGACAGACCACCAGGACUACUGUGAGGUGUGUCAGCAGGGCGGCGAGAUCAUCCUGUGCGACACCUGUCCCCGAGCGUACCACCUGGUGUGCCUGGAGCCCGAGUUGGAGAAGGCCCCCGAGGGCAAAUGGAGCUGCCCACACUGUGAGAAGGAGGGCAUCCAGUGGGAGGCCAAAGACGAGGAGGACGAGGAAGAGGAGGAGGCGGUGGCCCGGGAGGAAGAAGACGACCACAUGGAGUUUUGCCGCGUGUGUAAAGACGGAGGAGAGCUGCUGUGCUGCGACACCUGCCCGUCGUCCUACCACAUCCACUGCCUCAACCCGCCGCUGCCCGAGAUACCCAACGGGGAGUGGUUGUGUCCACGCUGCAUGUGCCCUCCCCUGAAAGGCAAAGUACAAAAGGUUCUUCACUGGAUGUGGGGCGAGGCGCCACUGCCCCCUGACCCGCCCCUAGGACCGGACGGCCAGCCCGGCGCAGACCCGCUCAGCAGGCCUCCACUCAAGGGCCACCCCGAGAGGGAGUUCUUCGUCAAGUGGGCCGCUCUCUCCUACUGGCACUGCUCCUGGGUCAGCGAGCUGCAGUUGGAGCUCUACCACACCGUCAUGUACCGGAACUACCAACGCAAAAACGACAUGGACGAGCCCCCGCCGUAUGACUACGGCUCCGGCGAGGAGGAGCUCAACAACGAGAAGAGGAAGAGCAAAGACCCCCAGUACGCCGCCAUGGAGGAGCGCUUCUACCGAUACGGAAUCAAACCCGAGUGGCUGGUCAUCCACCGCGUACUCAACCACAGCCUGGAUAAAGACGAGGAGGUGCAUUACCUGAUCAAGUGGAGGGACCUCCCUUACGACCAGUGCACCUGGGAGGUGGACCACUUUGACGUGCCAGAAUACCACCGCCAUAAAGCUUCCUACUGGGACCACAGGGAGCAAAUCUUAGGGGAGGACCAACGCCCGCUGGUGGUGAGAAAGGAUAAGAACCUCAAAGAGGACCACGGAAAGAGGGAGAUUCCUCCAGACGCUCCCAUCAUUGACCCAACGAUCAAGUUUGAGCACCAGCCGUGGUACAUCAACGCCACCGGGGGGACGCUGCACCCGUACCAGCUGGAGGGCCUGAACUGGUUGAGGUUCUCCUGGGCGCAGGGCACCGACACCAUCCUGGCCGACGAGAUGGGUCUGGGGAAGACGGUGCAGACCAUCGUGUUCCUCUACUCCCUUUACAAAGAGGGCCACUCCAAGGGACCCUUCCUGGUGAGCGCGCCCCUCUCCACCAUCAUCAACUGGGAGCGGGAAUUUGAGAUGUGGGCUCCGGAUUUUUACGUGCUGACGUACAUCGGCGACAAGGACAGCCGCGCCAUCAUCCGGGAGAACGAGUUCACCUACGAGGACAGCGCGGUCAAGCUGGGACGGAAGGCCUUCCGCAUGAAGAAAGACACGCCCAUCAAGUUCCACGUGCUGCUGACCUCCUACGAGUUGAUCACCAUUGAUCAGGCCAUCUUGGGCUCCAUCACCUGGGCCUGCCUGGUGGUGGACGAGGCCCACAGGCUGAAGAACAACCAGUCGAAGUUUUUCAGAAUCCUCAACGGAUACAAGAUCUACUACAAGCUGCUGCUCACUGGGACGCCGCUUCAGAACAACCUGGAGGAGCUUUUCCACCUUCUCAACUUCCUCACUCCGGAGCGCUUCAAUAACCUGGAGGGCUUCCUGGAGGAGUUUGCCGACAUCUCCAAGGAGGACCAGAUCAAGAAGCUCCACGACCUGCUGGGGCCGCACAUGCUGCGCAGGCUCAAGGCCGACGUCUUCAAGAACAUGCCCUCCAAGACCGAGCUGAUCGUCAGGGUGGAGCUCAGUCCCAUGCAGAAGAAGUACUACAAGUUCAUCUUGACAAGGAACUUUGAGGCGCUCAACUCCAAAGGCGGAGGCAACCAAGUAUCCCUGCUCAACAUCAUGAUGGACCUGAAGAAGUGCUGCAACCACCCCUACCUCUUCCCCGUGGCUGCUGUGGAGGCUCCGGUCUUGCCCAACGGCUCGUACGACGGCAACCAGCUGGUCAAGUCCUCGGGCAAACUGACGCUCCUUCAGAAGAUGCUGAAGAAGCUGAAAGACGAAGGCCACCGCGUUCUCAUCUUCUCACAGAUGACAAAGAUGUUGGAUCUGCUGGAGGACUUCCUGGAGUUCGAGGGCUACAAAUAUGAACGCAUCGACGGCGGCAUCACUGGAGGUCUGAGGCAGGAGGCCAUCGACCGCUUCAACGCACCAGGAGCUCAGCAGUUCUGCUUCCUGCUGUCCACGCGAGCCGGAGGACUUGGCAUCAACCUGGCCAGCGCCGACACCGUCAUCAUCUACGACUCGGACUGGAACCCUCACAACGACAUCCAAGCUUUCAGCAGAGCGCACCGCAUCGGUCAGAACAGGAAGGUGAUGAUCUACCGCUUUGUGACGCGCGGCUCGGUGGAGGAGAGGAUCACGCAGGUGGCCAAGAGGAAGAUGAUGCUGACCCACCUGGUGGUCCGACCCGGCCUGGGCUCCAAAACCGGAUCCAUGUCCAAGCAGGAGCUGGACGACAUCCUCAAGUUCGGAACGGAGGAGCUGUUCAAGGACGAGAUGGAGGCGGCUCGGACCAUGGGGGACAACAAAGACGGCGAGGAAGGCAACGUGAUCCACUACGACGACGACGCCAUCUCCAAGCUGCUGGACCGCAGCCAAGACGCCACGGAAGACACGGAGAUCCAGAACAUGAACGAGUACCUGAGCUCCUUCAAGGUGGCCCAGUAUGUGGUGAAGGAGGAGGAUGGAGAGGAGGAGGUGGAGCGUGAGAUCAUCAAGCAGGAAGAGAACGUGGAUCCUGAUUACUGGGAGAAACUCCUGCGCCAUCACUAUGAGCAGCAGCAGGAGGACUUGGCACGCAACCUGGGCAAGGGCAAACGCAUCCGCAAGCAGGUCAACUACAACGACACCACCCAGGAGGACCAAGACAACCAGUCGGAGUACUCUGUGGGGUCCGAGGACGAGGACGAAGACUUCGAGGAGAGGCCUGAAGGUGGGCGCCGACACUCUCGCAGACACCUGAGGAACGAGAAGGACAAACCUCUGCCGCCCCUGCUGGCGCGUGUUGGCGGCAGCAUCGAGGUGCUGGGCUUCAACACGCGGCAGAGGAAGGCUUUUCUGAACGCAAUCAUGCGCUGGGGCAUGCCCCCGCAGGACGCCUUCACCUCCCACUGGCUGGUGCGCGACCUGAGAGGGAAGAGUGAGCGCGAGUUCAGGGCCUACGUGUCUCUAUUCAUGAGACAUCUGUGCGAGCCGGGUGCCGACGGAGCCGAGACGUUCGCCGACGGCGUGCCGCGAGAAGGUCUCUCUCGCCAGCACGUGCUCACCAGGAUUGGAGUCAUGUCGCUGGUCAGGAAAAAGGUGCAAGAGUUUGAGCAUGUCAACGGGAAGCUGAGUUCUCCAGACCUGAUCCCCAUCGGCAUGGAGCUCAAGAAGCUGACGGAGAGUGUGUCGUCCGAUCCUAACACGCCUCUGCAGGCCAGUCCGCUCGCCACGCAGCCCGGGACGCCGGUUCCAGCAGAGAAGUCGGAGUGUCCCGCUGAGGACAAGGACGCCAGCCAGCAAGAAAGUAAGAAACAGACUGAGCAGGAAGCCUCUGCAGAGGCAGCAGGGGAGCGCGUCUGUGGGGAGGAGCCAGCCACGCGGGCACGCCAGGAGGCGGAGCCAGCCACGAGGGCACGCCAGGAGGAGGAGACAGCCACACGGGCACGCCAGGAGGAGGAGCCAACCACGAGGACACGCCAAGAGGCGGAGCCAGCCACGCGGACACGACAGGAGGAGGAGCCGGCCACGCGGACACGCCAGGAGGAGGAGCCGGUGGGCGAGGGCAAGGAGAGCAAGGUGGACUGUGAGGAAAAAAGAGGCGUAAAGGAGACGGACAGGAGCCAGGCGUCCUGCAAAGCCAGCGAGAAGACAACGUCCGGGCAGAACUCGCCUCAAAAGGAGCCGGAGAAGCUAUCAGAGAGAGGAGAUGCUGAGGAGAAGGAAAACAAAGCUGUCCUUCAUGCAGAUGAGGUGAAAGGCGGAGACGCUGCGGACGGGCGUGUCAACGGCGACAAGGACGCGCUGGAGGAAGUGGAGGAGGGCAGGAAGGAAGUGGAGGAGGGCAGGAAGGAAGAGAAAAAUGGAUUCAAGGCAAAGUUCAUGUUUAAUAUUGCAGAUGGAGGUUUUACAGAGUUACACACCCUGUGGCAGACGGAGGAGCGGGCGGCGUUGUCGUCGGGAAAGAUGCACGACAUCUGGCACCGUCGCCAUGACUACUGGCUGUUGGCGGGCAUCGUCACGCACGGUUACGCCCGCUGGCAGGAUAUCCAGAACGAUCCACGCUACGCCAUCCUCAACGAACCCUUCAAGACGGAGAUGCACAAGAGCAACUACUUGGAGAUGAAAAACAAGUUCCUGGCUCGACGCUUUAAGUUGUUGGAGCAGGCGCUGGUGAUCGAGGAGCAGCUGAGGCGGGCGGCCUACCUGAACAUGAGCCAGGACCCCAGCCACCCGGCCAUGGCUCUCAACACCCGCUUCACCGAGGUGGAAUGUCUGGCCGAGUCCCACCAGCACCUGUCCAAAGAGUCCCUCGGCGGGAACAAGCCGGCCAACGCCGUGCUGCACAAAGUGCUAAACCAGCUGGAAGAGCUCCUGAGCGACAUGAAGGCGGACGUGACGCGACUGCCCAACAUGCUGUCCCGCAUCCCGCCCGUCUCCGCCCGCCUGCACAUGUCCGAGCGCAGCAUCCUCAGCCGUCUCACCAGCCGGGGCAGCGAACCCCCGCCGCAGCAGACUUUCAGCCAGGGAGGUUUUGCCUGCUCCCAGAUGUACGGCAGCACCUUCAGCGCCGCAUUCAGGGGCCCAGGUGGACAAGCCAUGGUCAAUUACAGUCAGAUGCCUCUGGGGCCCUACGUCAGCGUGUCAAACGGCCCGCCCCCCAGCCACCUGGACAAGAAGACCUUCGAGUCCCUGAGAGACGUGGCCACGCCCGACCUCAAGUUGGGCAAAGCCGGCGACGUCAUCUGCAUCGAGGACUAAAGCGGCGGCCACCUCCUGGGUCGGGACCAUGGAGGACUAAAGUGGCGGCCACCUCCUGGGUCGGGACCAUGGAGGACUAAAGCGACCGCUACCUCCUGGGUCGGGACCACACCUUCUCCUCUUUAACCAGCUCCCUCUCUUUUCCUUUGGCAGACACGUAUGAAGCAGAAGAAUUGCACUUUUUACCUUUCAGGAGUCCUUUUUUUUGUUUUGUUUGAAACUCAACGUUUUGAGGGUGUAGACCUUGGACAUGUUGUUCCCAUGCCGGGCUUCAUCUGAUCCUAAAUGUCUUUUUUCAGACUCUUUGGAGCGCUGAGGAAACUUUAUUAAGACGAGGAGAAGAAUUAGUGUUGUUGUAAGAGGGCAUUGGGCCUGGAAGUGUGCCACCUGCUGGUGUUCUGCAGGAAGUGCCCUCUUUCUUUACCUCAUGUGAACAUCUGCAGGGGAGGAUUCCACCCCUACCAUCCAUGUGAGUCCUUCUCCCUUUGAAUGUUUCAAGUGGUGGCUGCACUAUAAACUCUUGUGGACAAUUUUGCCUCGUUAAAAGUGACGGGUGGUCUUAUUAAUUGAAGCGUUUCAUUGGCCGGUCUGCUUUCUGUUCUGACCUACUCACUGACUGCAAGUGACUCCUGUUCCUCUUGUCACAUGACUUAGGACUGUGAUGGCCCUCCGGGUCAUAAACCUCACAUUUCAGGCCAGUACCUUUCUUUUAAGCACACCAGGGGCCUCAUGUAACCAGAAUUGCGCUGCGUUCCGACUAAAAACGGACGUGCAUUCAAAUCCUGUCAAAAUUCAGAUGUAUUGACGCGAGCAAAUUUCUUUUUUAUGUCACAAUCAAGGUGGAAUUGAUCUCAGGAGGCCACGCCCCCUUUUAAAUACGCAGUUCAUAUGGGCCUCACAGCUUCAUGUACUGUCAACAGAGGUGGGUAGAGUAGCCAGAAAUUGUACUCAAGUAAGACUACUGUUACUUUAGAGAUGUAUUACUCAAGUAAAAGUAAAGAGUAGUCACCCAAAUAUUUACUUGAGUAAAAGUAAAAAGUAUGUUGUAAAAAAACUACUCAAGUACUGAGUAACUGAUGAGUAACCUGUUCGUUUAAUGAUGACGGCAACAAAUAAUGCACAAAAACAUAAAAAUAGCAAUGAGCAAAUUCAGAGCCAGGAAUAUCUCUUAAGCAACUAAAACAAUAAUAUAUAUUAAAUAAUAAUACAUUAACAUAAAAAAAAUGAAGGAAAAUUGAGCCACAAUAACUUAACAGCACCAUAGGCUCAGUAGGCAGAGAUUACAAAGGAAAAUAACAAGUUAGCCUUUACGCAAACCAUAAACUGAUAGGUGUGGGCUGCAUCUGGGAACACACUGUGCACUUCUGAUUGGUGUUUGUAUGCAUGCGUGUGUGUGUGUGUGUGUCUGUCUAUGAGGCUGCAGUGCGUUAAUAAAUGUUCCCACACGAUGUACAUUUGACAGUGAUUCAUAGCAGGGAAGCUAACAUCAGCCUACGGUGACAGACAAAAUAUCUACUAACGUUACUUACCGCCAUGUGCUUCCUCAAAUUUGACGUUGAGUUCAUGUAAGCUUGUUGUUGUUUGCCGCUAAAACUUUAUGUGCAGUUAAUCAUGUGACCUCCUGGCUCUGUUUGAUUGGUGAAACGGAGUCAAACGUCACUAGUGACUGCAUUUGAUUGGCGAAACGGAGUCAAACGUCACCAGUGACUGCAUUUGAUUGGUGAAACGGAGUCAAACGUCAUCAGUGACUGCAUUUGAUUGGUGAAACAGAGUCAAACGUCACCAGUGACUAUUUGAUUGGUGAAACAGAGUCAAACGUCACCAGUGAUUGUAUUUGAUUGGUGAAACAGAGUCAAACGUCACCAGUGACUGUAUUUGAUUGGUGAAACGGAGUCAAACGUCACCAGUGACUGUAUUUGAUUGGUGAAACGGAGUCAAACGUCACCAGUGACUGUAUUUGAUUGGUGAAACGGAGUCAAACGUCACCAGUGACUGCAUUUGAUUGGUGAAACGGAGUCAAACGUGACCAGUGACUGUAUUUGAUUGGUGAAACGGAGUCAAACGUCACCAGUGACUGUAUUUGAUUGGUGAAACGGAGUCAAACGUCACCAGUGACUGUAUUUGAUUGGUGAAACGGAGUCAAACGUCACCAGUGACUGCAUUUGAUUGGUGAAAUGGAGUCAAACGUCACCAGUGAGUGUAUUUGAUUGGUGAAACGCAGGCAUGCGAUAGAUUCUACUUUGAAGGUCUGUCUGACAAACCAAAACAAACAAAGCGUGCAUUAAGAGAUGGAUAAAAAUCAGUAGCGAGUAGCGAGCUGAAUGUAGAUAAAUGGAGCGGAGUAAAAGUAGUCUUUCUUCUCUAUAAAUGUACUCAAGUAGAAGUAAAAGUAUGUUGCAUUAAAACUACUCUUAGAAGUACAAUUUAUCCCAAAAGUUACUCAAGUAGAUGUAAUGGAGUAAAUGUAGCGCGUUACUACCCACCUCUGACUGUCAACAUGGCAGCAUAUCACCAAGGAUACGAGAGACUCUUGUUUGAUUACUCAAUUUAUGAUUACAAUGCAGGAAAGCUUCUCGCUUUACUAAUCCUUCUGCGUCUCCGGUCCGCCUGAAAUGGAGUCAGGGGAACACGUCUUGUUAGCAGUAGCUGCAAAAUGAUGGCCUAGAUCAGGGGUCGGCAACCCAAAAUGUUGAACGAGCCAUAUUGGACCAAAAAUACAAAAACAAAUCUGUUUGGAGCCGCAAAAAAUAAAAGCCUUAUUUAAGUGUCAUAAUGAAGGAAAUACAUGAUACAAGUGUCUAUAUUAUCUAUAUUAGCCUACUAUCAAAAUGACUAUGUGUCGCAGGCUGAAAAAAUCUUCGUUGACAGAAAUGUUGAAAUGUAAUAUUUAUUCUACACAUUUUUACAACAUUAGAAACCAUUAGUAAAUCAGAGGCUACUCAGAAGGUGAGAUAACUCCUGGAAAUGACUGGCUUUUAAUGGCCAAAUGUAUAUAUGUGUGUUGCUGUCUCCUUUUAAUAGAUGUAUUACAAUCUUUGGCAAGCUAGCUGUUUGCUGUGGUCUGGAACAACAUGGCACACAAACAACUAUCUGAAAUGCAGCCAAUAUCACAUACAGAUAAUGUGUCAUGAGACAUGCAAAUAUAAAUUAAAUACACAGAGGACAUAAGUAAAGGUAACUAAAUGAGCUCAAAUAUAGCUACAAAUGAGGCAUAAUGAUGCAAUAUGUACACACAGCGAGUCUAAAUAGCAUGUUAGCAUGGAUUAGCUUGCAGUCAUGGACUGACCAAAUCACUCCAACAAGUCAAUAACAUCAACAAAGCUCACCUUUGUGCAUUCACGCACAGCAUAAAAUGUUUGGGAGACAUAAUGAGACAAAGAAAGGGUAGCAUAAAACACGUCUUUCUGUGGCAGCAUCGGAGAAAGUUGUACAUGUAAACAAACUACGAUGAGUUCGAGCAUCGCUGAAAUUAGUAGGACAAAGCGGUGCUUGCCAAAUGCUCUCAUCAGUGAAGCAUGUAUAACAUAAACAGUGGGAUUUCUAACAAUUAGGAAGGUUUGUGUCUUGUUUGUUCUCCUACGGAAAAAAUAUUAUAACAAAAAAUAUAUAUUUUUCUUAAUCUUUUUCCAUUUUCGCACAUCUCUGAAAGAGGUGCAGAGAGCCACUAGGGCGGCGCUAAAGAGCCGCAGGUUGCCGACCCCCAGCCUAGAUAAAUCAAUAUGUCCUCACAAAUAUGAAUAUGAUGAAAUGCUCUAGCCAGCAUGUUCCAAUGCAAAAUAAAAACAACUUUAGUCUUCUUGUCUCUCAGAAUGAUUGUGAACGCCAAAUCCCCCAAAAAGUGCAGUUCCCCUUUAAAUGAGGCCCCUGGUGACCGAGGUCUUUUUGUUGUUGAAUCAAGAAUUCUAUUUUAAAAUAUGGAGCCAUUCCGGGUGUUAGUCGAGGGUCAAUGAUCAGUUAAGCAGUUUAAAAAAAAAAAAAAAAGAUUUCCUCUGUGAGAAGUUUUAUGUAAUAAAUGAUGUCCGAGGCAAGACGCUUGAGGUCAGAGGUCACACUAAUCGGCUUCUUUCAGAAUGUUUUCAUCACCUUUGCUAAUUAGUGAAGCUUGGAGGAUACGCACAGUUUACGUUUAUUUACAUAAACACUGGAAAAAACUCACAAUCUCCCCACGUGAGCAUUUCUCAUUUCCUGUCAAAAUAUGUAAACAAACUCAGAAGAAGUCGCUGAAUGGUCACUUUCUGUAUGAACUGGCUUUUAGGCAGGAAAACAACAAAUAAUUUGUUCAAACACACACAACUACAACUAAUAAUACCUUUUAAUUGCUCAUUUCUUAUUUCAACAAAUCUUACCAAAACCAUUUUGACUUGUUUUUUUGCUCAUUUAAGUUAUUUUGCUUGUAUUGAGCAAACAAUUCUUUUGAUUUUUUUUUAAUUAAUAAAUUAAAUAAAUGUAGAAAUAUAUACUUGGUGAUAUUGUGAGUUUUCCCAGUGAUAAACUUUUCUGUCCAGUUUAGCCAGUUUGCUCAUUUUCAACUGUAAUACAAGUAGGGGUGUUUCACUUCCGGCCCGAUACCGAUGAUUGGAGCAUAACGUUUGGCCUAGCACGAUAUCAGCAGGCAUCAUGGUACAUACCUGUAUUACUUUGUAGUGUAGAAUGUUAGAAAGUACUUGAUCAACAAUACUAACAUUACGACGUCAAUGUUAAUUUGUUGUUUUGGUGACACCUAGUGGUCACAGGAAUUCAUUAACAUACAGUUGGGAAGGGGUUCAUAUGGCCCUGUUCCUGGGUGGAUCUCGCGUGAGAGGAAGAGGGUGAGGGCGGUUAGUCAUUUUGCAGUGCAAUUCACGAUAUUCAACACUCUAAACCACAGGUGUCAAACUCAAGGCCCGGGGGCCAAAACUGGCCCGCCACAUUAUUUUAUGUGGCCCACGAAAGCUUGGAAAUAAUAUAUAAUUUAAUAAAAUGCUUAAUCUUUUCUUACUAAAUAUAUUUGUUCUUUCCCUUUUGAUAUUAAAAAUCAUGUACUGCAUUCAAUUGCCUAUCUUUUAAAAUUCAAUAUUAUCAAAAUCAAAAUAUUAUAUUAUGUAUUCCAAAAAUAUUUUUUGCUAAAAUAAAGAUAAAUACUGUACUUAAUAUCUGCUUGACUUAUGAUUUCAAAACAAAUUAUCACUCAAAUUGUAGACUGUAAAAUUUACAAUAGAUUUUACAGGUAAAUUCCGACUGAGUUUUUUUUACCGUAAAAUCUACUUUGGUACUGUACAACUUUGGUACAAAAAAAACAUUAAAACAAGAUUUUACGGUAAAGAAAAACAACUUGGCAGCUCUGUUGCUUGAAUUUUACAGCUAAAAACAGGGUUAUUGUUUUUCCAUCCCAUAAAUAAACAUUGAUUGAUUGAUUGAUUGAUUUACUAUAACAUUUUUUUAUUUAUAUGCUGUAAAAAAAAAAAAAACACUGCUUUUACUGUAAAAUUCUCGUGACUGAACUGCCAGUUUUUAAAGUAAAAUGUAAAUAUUUUUUUUGCAGCUUAUGUAAAAAAAUAAAUAAAUAAAAUAAAAUAAUAAUUAAAAAAAAAAAAAAAAAAAA